Messenger RNA from Alosa alosa (allis shad), 1749 nucleotides. Its product is annotated as histone acetyltransferase KAT5-like. Gene Ontology annotation, molecular function: histone acetyltransferase activity. NCBI's taxonomy places the organism in Eukaryota, Metazoa, Chordata, Actinopteri, Clupeiformes, Clupeidae. Gene Ontology annotation, biological process: regulation of DNA-templated transcription. Bases 73 to 1623 code for a protein of 516 amino acids. The transcript has a single exon. The record is from RefSeq and is a predicted model, not a curated record.
UGUGAAGUAGGCUAAGCUUAUUGCUAUAGUUUGAUAUAAGCUUCUGUUUAUUUUCCAUCAGUGUUGUCAGCCAUGGCAGCAGAUGUCAUUGAGGGAUGUCGUCUUCCUGUUCUACGGAAAAAUCAGGAGAAUGAAGAUGAGUGGUCCCUGGCUGAAGUUCUCAGUGUAAAAGAAAUCCCAGGAAAUAAACUUUACUAUGUCCAUUACAUUGACUUCAAUAAGCGUUUGGAUGAAUGGGUGCCCCCAGACAGGCUGGACUUGACCACACUUCAGAUGCCCAAGAAGGAAACUAACACGUCUCCAACAAAUGGCCAGCUUGGCUCAGGAGCAGCCUCCCCUGAGCAAGACAUGCGGAGGGGUCUGCAGUUCAACAUUCAAAACAUUACCGAUGUAUCCAAAGACCACAACUUAAUCACUCCAAACAAGAAAUCUGAGUCUAUAUGCUUGGCAUCACAGGCAUCCCCAGUAGUUUCAAAGCUUUCACUUCCAGAUGCUACAGAAGAGAUAUCCAUAAAACAGAUGGCAAAAGCAACCACAAAUCCUAAACUGAAUGGCCAUGACAAUGACGAGGGCCAUGAUCACCUGACCCUCACCAACAAUUGUGGAAUCCAUCGAAUGGUUCCUUCUAAGCGUGGCAGGAAGAGGAAGACCCAUUGCGUGGUGCCCGAAGAAGACUCUCAGGACAGCUCUGACGGAAUACCCCCUGCGCCCCACACAACAGGCAGCAUGGCGCCUGACCGUAGACAGGAUGACAUAGUCACACGCAUGAAGAACAUCAGUUGCAUUGAGCUGGGGCGCCACCGGCUGAAGCCCUGGUACUUCUCACCGUACCCCCAAGAGCUCACUGCCCUCCCUGUCCUCUACCUCUGCGAGUUCUGCCUCAAAUACCUCAAGAGCCUCACGUGCCUACAGAGGCACCUUACAAAGUGCACCCUUCGCAAUCCCCCUGGAAACGAGAUCUAUCGCAAAGGAACGGUCUCCUUCUUUGAAAUAGAUGGCAGGAAGAACACGACCUACGCCCAGAACCUCUGCUUGCUGGCCAAGUGCUUCCUGGACCACAAGACACUCUAUUAUGACACCGAUCCAUUCCUCUUUUAUGUGAUGACCGAGUACGAUUCUAAAGGCUUUCAUAUCGUAGGCUACUUUUCUAAGGAGAAAGAGUCAACAGAAGAUUACAAUGUCGCAUGCAUUCUAACACUGCCCCCUUACCAGAGAAGAGGUUAUGGAAAACUGCUCAUCGAGUUUAGCUAUGAGUUAACCAAGAUGGAGGGUAAGACGGGGUCUCCUGAAAAACCCCUCUCUGAUCUUGGCCUGCUAUCCUACCGAUCCUACUGGUCCCAGACCAUACUAGAAAUCCUGCUCAACCUGCUGUCAGAUUACGGAGAGCGACCCCACAUCACCAUCCAGGAGAUCAGUGAAAUGACUAGCAUAAAGAAAGAGGACAUUAUAUCCACACUACAGUACCUGAACCUCAUCAGUUACUACAGGGGACAGUAUGUCCUGACCCUCUCUGAGGACAUUGUGUUGGGUCAUGAGAGGGCUAUGCAGAAACGCCAUCUGAGGAUUGACCCCUGCUGCCUGCAUUUCACCCCAAAGGACUGGGCCAAGAGGGGUAGGUGGUAAAGCAGGCCACUUAGAAUUGUUGGCUCUCACCAAAUUAUAGCAAAAAGAAAAGGUCCAUUUUGCCAUCAUUGUAUUCUUUUUGGUUACUUUUGACCAGCUCAUAUUUAUUUGUUAAACAUGAUGAGA